CGUCUAGAGGCAGCUGGUGUUGUUUUUGUGGUAAAUCGACGAAGAACAAUAAUAAAAAAGAAGAAUGAAAUAUGAAAAGCAACUUCCGUUUUCAACAGCGGGUGUCGCGUUCUGAAGUUCGCCUAAUGGAAGCAGACGACGGCGGGUUGAGUGUGACGCCCGCCAUAUCGGUGGGUGGAAAUGGAGUAAUUCGAAGUGACAGACAGUUGGUGUUGGCUGGGACGCAGCACAUUGUCCAUUUUUUUGUCGAAUAUGGACGGCGCUAUGACGGACGGCCUGUCAACUGAGGCGUCUGCUCGCCAUUUGGAGGAGGCAAAUGUUCCAGUACCUACAGUUCAGCAGACACAACAGCUUUGAAUGUCAUCUUCCUCUUAAUGCCUACAAUGAGCGAGCCAGUGAACCAAUUGGAUGGCGUUUUUGUCGGCGAAUGGUGAGAACCACGAGACUGUGAACCACGUGUGCGGAUGUGAUAUGUGACGAACAGGACAGAUACCUUCAACCUGUGAUGAGAGUAUUCCGAGGUGGUGGGAAGUGUUACUGACCACGAAUUGCGUGUGACUAGUGCCUCUGAGGAGCGGAGAGGUUCGCACGUGCGAUGCCAUUCAUCGAAGACGACUUGCUGUGGUGCCCAAAUACAGACGGCAAGAUGGUUGACCUCUCCUGCCUUGAUAGCGGACCAAAUGUGCUGUUGGAAGCCCCCCAGGGUGGUGGAAACAAUGAUGUGCUCGCUGAACUGAGCCAGCAGGACCUACAGGGACUGGCUGCAGAUGAAGAAGCAGAGUUGCUGCGACAGUUGGCUGACCCAACCUUUGAGAUUGAAGCCAUUUUUGCUGACUUUGAGCCUCAUGCAACACCUGUGGGUAUGACAUGCAUGGACGACAUAGGAUCACAGCAGACAGCAUGUCGCAAGAGAAGACGCCGGCGUAGUGAGGACCACUUUGGAAAUGGGGGGAUGGUAGUGCUGCCACCAUUUCACCAGGUGACAGUCAAAAUAGAACCAGGGACCAAUGGAACAGUGGGUAAUGGUGUGCACCAUGCCUGCAUAAAGACAGAGAAUCCACUCCAGACAUCAUGUGCAAGCCUGCCAGACAGCACUGGAGAUGUUGCCAGCACGCUCACCCAACUCACGCCAUUGGACACAAGUCCUCAAGAUGUACGUGUUGGCAGCCUGCUUGCCCGGUGCGAGCGAUCUCUGCAGCGAUGUGGUCCACAGCAGGACUCUAAGACGUUGCUGCUCCAAAACAUCCUUCAGCACCACCACCAAUCGGCCUACACAACUGCAACUACCCUCUCCAGUCUCUGCAACCCUUUGGUCUCGUGCAGCAGUUCGGGCUCCCUUCCUCCAAGUCCAGCGGACAGUGGUGUGUCCGACGUGGACAGUAGCAGUGGCACACUCAGCAACGAUGAGUCAAAGGCAAGGCUGCAAAGCACCCCUGUUCCACCUCCUUUAACCCCGGAAUCUCCGAGCCCGAGUAGCCUGGGUUAUGUGCCUCCUUACUGCCAGACGUCGCACUCCCAGCAGCACUACACCAACAGGCCACCUACAUAUGCUGAACUGCAACACCUGUACCCUCCCCAGGCCCAUUACCGGCCUCUUCUGGGAGGAAGUGGUUCUAACAUGUCUCACACCACUGCCACAACUAGUUCCACCAGUGCAAGUCCUACCUAUAUGGAGUCCCAUCAUAAAGCCUCUACGAUACAGCCUUUUCAUCACCAGCAGUCCCAUCACCAGAGCCUCCACCUCCAGUCCCACACACAGCAGCAGCAUCAACCCCAGGGCAACUCGAGCCUCAAUGGCACUGUACCUCUGGCCCUGACCCAACGCACACCUUUAAGCCUGCACUCAGCAGGGGGCAUCCCAACAUCAGUCAUAACACCAACAGCUCAUGGUGCUGAAGAUGCUGGAUACUUUGCAGAAGAUCUCUCCUUCCAACCACCUUCUAAAAAGAAAGAAUUCCCUUCCGCAGUUGGUCGCAAACCAAAAACAAUGAGCAUGGAAGGAGGUGGCCCUGGAGGUCUGAAGCGCAAAAGCAGAGAAGGCUCAACCACAUACCUCUGGGAAUUUCUUCUGAAGCUGCUACAAGACAAGGACUACUGUCCGCGAUACAUCAAGUGGACCCACCGCGAGAAGGGUGUCUUCAAGCUGGUUGACUCCAAGGCUGUCUCACGACUCUGGGGGCUACACAAGAAUAAGCCCGACAUGAACUACGAGACCAUGGGACGUGCCCUCAGGUAUUACUACCAGCGGGGCAUCUUGGCCAAGGUUGACGGACAGCGCUUGGUAUACCAGUUUGUUGACGUACCCAAGGACAUCGUUGAGAUCGAUUGUUCCGGAGCGUGACGUGGAGGCGCUUCGAUGGUGGACAUUUCCACAAGCAUUCCACCGCCGCUGCGGGUUCACUCCGGUGUUCAGUGUGCCUGUGAUGUGAGAACGGACCAUUGGCGGCCACCAAGAUCUGAGACACUGCAGAAAUGGGGAGGUGACAAUGAUACUGUCGACCUGAAAUGCUGCUCUCACAGUACCAGUUGAGAAACUUAGCAAGGCCGGUGAUGGAAAUGCAGCCCAGUUUCGCUGGUCUCAUAAGAGCGGAAGAUUUCCAGCAUGCCAACCUCCCAGAUUGGUCUCCAGAUCCUUACACCUGUGCGCAGUGAGCACGAACUAUGUUGCACAAAAACGUCCGUCUACGUGUCUGUGUCCAGUACUGUCCGGUUCAAGAACAUCCAAAAAGACGAGCAUCGACUCCAUGACGUUAUGAGGACUUUGAAAUUCUGGCUGAGGCAGCACCACGUAGAGCAGCACUUAUACAAUCUUGUAGGACUCUGCUGAAUGUCUUGACUUUGCAGCAUCGGAGAAAGGUGUUUAGAUUUGGGUAAUUUAUUUUUGAGUGGCUCUCGUUCGAUGAGAUAGACUCUGCCUGAAAGUGUGCUUUUCUCACAUGAAUGUCUCUUUUGACUGGUGAGAUGCUACAUGUACACAUCAAUAUAUGGAUAUUAUAUAUAAAAUGGUAUAUUAAGAAUAUUAUACAGGUUCGUUUAUGUAUCGGAGGGCUAUCCAAGUGUCCUAAGUACCUGUAUAAUGGGUGAACAGUCACCAUCUCAAGGAGCAGUUGACAGUGACAGAUUGCCCGUUCUAGAAGAUGCGUACACAGAAGCUCGCUGGCCUUAUUGUUGAAAAAGCAUGUGUCAGUCUUGUGCCGGUUGUGUAUUUGCUUGUUCUGAAAGAUGCUGUAAAUACGUGCUGCAGACAAACAAGUGUGCAUUUUGGAAAAAAGAGACUAUAUCAGAGUAUUUUUAUGGAGAGGUGAGCAGAUUAAAAAUGUCCACCACGUGACCUUGAGGUGGAGGUACUGAAAUACUACACUUGUCCGAAUUGAGAUUGAAUAAAAAAAAACAAAACACCUACACACCUAGAAAAAAUACCUCAGAGGAGCAUAAAGGUGCUUUUUAACAGAUGCUGUUGAUGUUGUUAGCGUAACCUGCCUUCAUAUCCAUCCUAUGUUUCUGAACAUAAUCAGAUAACCCACUUGGUACUAACAAUUACCACUCAAUGCUUGGCCCCAUAGUUAGAAACAUCCCUCUCACAGCAGCAUUCCGAAAUCUGAGUGCAGGAGAAAUAUGUCAAUAUGCCGUCCCUAAUUGCAGUACACAAUCUGCCAUUUAGAUAACAUAUUUUAAAGCACAACGGAGGCACAGAACAAGAAUAGACUUUUGCUAAAUGUUUGUACCUCUCAAGAUGGCUACUUUAGUAUGACAGAGGAGCGCUUAAGGUGUUGUUUUGUACUUUCUUUCAGUUGGGGUACGUUCCAGAGUUUAUCCAGCCGUAAAAAGCAAAUAAAGCUAUAUAUUAAUGGUUGAUGUACAUAAUCUCAAAUAAUUAAGGUAUGUGUUCAUAUAUUACAUCUGCAAAGACCUGCAGCUUUUCAGAUAGGUGAUGUCGCUGUCCAGUGAUUUUAAGCAGAUACUUCGUUCAUCGCAAGCUCUUUAUAUGGCUCGAGUUUAGUGAAGAUAUAGUUUCAUGUCAACAUUGGUUAUGUGUUAUUAACAAAUUUGAAAUCAACCAAUUGACAAGCAGUUUGGAUGACUACAUUUAAGGGCUUCGGUUGAACGGAGUAUCUACUGUUUGUUUUUCAGACAAGCAACCCUGUAUAUAAUGAUUGAUGUAUAUUGGAAAAGGGUACUGUACAUUUUGUUGAUGCUUCAGAAGUCACAAAGUCAUACACCAUUCUCUACUUAAUAACAUCUCUGGAAGACCAAUUCAGCCUUACAUAACUUGUCUCUGGUGCUUUCUUGGGUUGAUGUUUCACUUCUUGGUUCUCCCAUUGUUCAAAAAAGAUAAUGUACAAAAGAUUGUUUGUUGUUGGCAUCGUGGAGCAUGCUACAGCUCUCUCUGUUGUGACAAAGUAAGGUACAUAAAAGUACCUCAUGAGAUUUCACAUUGUUUUUUAACGAAUAUUUCCAUGUGUCGUGCUUUGUACAUACAUGCCCAUGAUGUCUUAAUAAAUAUUAUAUGUACUAUCUGAGAAUUC
This is a messenger RNA of Ornithodoros turicata, 4526 nucleotides long. RefSeq names its product ecdysone-induced protein 74EF-like (gene Eip74EF). Lineage: Eukaryota; Metazoa; Arthropoda; Arachnida; Ixodida; Argasidae. Gene Ontology annotation, cellular component: nucleus. The coding region runs from base 596 to 2341 and encodes 581 amino acids. The record is from RefSeq and is a predicted model, not a curated record. Gene Ontology annotation, molecular function: DNA-binding transcription factor activity, RNA polymerase II-specific; sequence-specific DNA binding. The transcript is spliced from 12 exons. Gene Ontology annotation, biological process: regulation of transcription by RNA polymerase II; cell differentiation.